AUGGAAUCUUCCUCUGUAAUUGUGCUUGACUCGGAUUCGGAUGAUGGGGUGAUGGCGGAAAGUCGCUCCAAUAGUAUAGGCGGUAAAAGGAAAGCAACACCAUCCCCGCACUCAGCUACCAUACAUACCGGUCCGCAGCUAAAUGGUACGAGUAGCGGCAACAGUGUUGUGACCGCGUCCGGAAGUGCACAGGAUCAGCCACCACAACGGAAACGCAUCAAACCGAUUACGAUCGCAACGAAUCUAUCGGAUAAGCGAUGGACCGAGGGGGGAACGCCACCACAUAACAACAAUAAUCAACCUAUUGUUGGCAACGAAAACUUCGCGCCAAUCACUUACUCCGAAGACUGGGAACAGGAAAUUAAGCAAUAUCAGCAAAAGCUGGCCGGUGCUGGCGGAGACAACGGGGAACGUUGCUUAUCCGUACAGACAGCAACAGCGACGGUUACCACUGCUACCAGUUGUCGUAGCAGCACCACCACGAACGAUGAUAUGGAACCAAACGGUAAUAUAAGAGAUGCGACCGACUCUGUGGAUAAAAGCGGUUCCGCAACAGAAGCUAGGGACAAACGUGUGUCCCGUAAAACUCCAUCCAAACCGCUAGACAAAAAUCCAAUUGGAAAAGAAUUUCAGGAUUUGCUGGAUGCUUGCCGCAAAGCGGACGGUUCGGAAGAUAUGGAAACGCUGAUAAAGGGAAAGCUGAUUCGCUACUACGAGAUCGUCCAUCCAGAUUAUGUAAAUUCUAAAAGCUUCAAACAAGCAGUCGUACAAGUAACGGCCGGAAUACGGGCACAACCAAAUCUCGUAUUUUUCCGGCUACGCGAGAUCGUGGAAGAGUUAAGUGCGCGACGGAAAUCACGCUCCGUUGCGCAGCCCGUAGAGGAACAAGACAAUCCUGUACCGGCACAGGACCGAAACUCGACCGGUAACGCUAAGAAAGAUCAACAAAUCGCCCUACUGAACCACACUCUGAAUCGUCUCGUGAAACGCAUCCACCAACUGGAAGAGGCAGAGGUAGAUUUGAACCAGGAGAUGAAAUCCACCUACCUCAUGACCGAACGGUACAAAAAGCGUGCUGUCGAGGUGUACGAAAAGCUGUGCGAUAUCACGGGGGAGAAUAAAAAUGCUCAACGGAUGGUGCGGAAACCGAUUCAAUUCCACGGCACGCAGUACACGGAGUUCAAUCGAAUGUUGUCGCACUACAUUAACAAGACCAAUAACAUGCCGGACUUUUUCGACGUGUUUAAAUGUUUGCAGCACUGCAACGUAAAGCACGACUACGGGUUACGAUCGGAGCGGAUGAAUCGGACCGCGUACGAUGCCUUCAGUAAGGUGGUCAGACAGCUGCAGAAACGGCGCAAGACGGACCUUUACGAAACGGCGUUGUACCAUGCCAGGGGGGAGAAAGAUCCGGCCACAGUGGAUCCUAAAUUGCGCGAGAAGCUGGAGGAGAAUGGCAAACACUACAGCAAAGUGAACAGCAUUAUCGAUAAGUAUGCCGAGAAAGAGCUAAUUUUAAGAGAAGGAAACAACGCAAAGACAGAGAAAACCAAUACGCCCGCUGAACAUAACAAUGAAACAAUGCCAUCCAGUAGCAAACCGAGUGCUACAGCCACGAGUUCGGGCACCACGUUUCCGAAUGGAAGGAGAAAUGCUAACGUGCUGGAACUUAGCGAUAACGAUGAUGACGACGACGACGACGACGAUGAGGACGAUGAGGACGACGAGGACGAUGAUGAGUAUGAUGAGGACGAGGAUGAUGCUGAGUCGACUACGAAAGAAAACGUUCAGCCGUACUUGUUCGAGGAUGAUGUGGUCAUAUCCGACGACGAGGAGCUGAUCCUGAUAGAUUCGUAG
Messenger RNA from Anopheles marshallii, 1857 nucleotides. RefSeq names its product daxx-like protein. The coding region runs from base 1 to 1857 and encodes 618 amino acids. NCBI's taxonomy places the organism in Eukaryota, Metazoa, Arthropoda, Insecta, Diptera, Culicidae. The transcript is spliced from 3 exons. The record is from RefSeq and is a predicted model, not a curated record. Gene Ontology annotation, molecular function: histone binding.